Candidozyma duobushaemuli is the source of this 1632-nucleotide messenger RNA. RefSeq lists its product as uncharacterized. Gene Ontology annotation, biological process: DNA replication initiation. Gene Ontology annotation, molecular function: chromatin binding. The record is from RefSeq and is a predicted model, not a curated record. Bases 1 to 1632 code for a protein of 543 amino acids. The transcript has 2 exons. Gene Ontology annotation, cellular component: nucleolus. Lineage: Eukaryota; Fungi; Ascomycota; Pichiomycetes; Serinales; Metschnikowiaceae.
AUGAAAAAGAGAAGAGCUGAAGAGGCAGUAUACCCGAGUAAACGGCGCUCACCAGGCUCAACGAAAAAGGAAAAGUGGCUGUCCAAGAACUCUUCUGCCCAUGAGGGCGAGCCUGCUGAAGAUGUGGAAGACAUAUAUGCGAGAAGACAAGAUGACACUGGUGCUGAGCUCUUGCACGAGGGAUUGCCAAUAAAAAUGGGAAAAAGACUUCAUCGUGUGUCAAGAAUAAUGGCACAGAAAGAGAUCGAAGAUUCGGAUGAACCCAGCAACCCUCAAAAGCUUCAUGUUCAGGAGGACGCUGAGGGGCGGCACUAUUCACCUCAGCAAAAGCUAUUAACUCUUAAAGAGAAUAUUGCCAGACUCGCCACGCAAUUGCAAGAACAACCGGAUGAAAAUUCUCACUCUUUGAAUGAGUUAUGUCGCUAUGCAUGCUCCGAAGUGGAAGCGGAAUGUGUUUUAGCUAUUGCAGCUCUCGUACCUGUUUUUAAAUCGCUAGCACCAUCCUAUAAGAUUAGAACACUAUCCGAGUCAGAGAAAAGAGAGAAAGUUAGUCGAGAAGUUGCGAAGCAAAGGGAUUUUGAAGAAAGUUUUGUGAGGUAUUACCGAAAGUUUAUCGACCGUCUCCAAUCGUUGUCUAUAGGAUCGCAAAAGCCCACAACUUCUUGCUUACUAUUGACCACAUCGAUCACAGCGGCAUGCGAAUUGUGUAUGUCCUCAUUAAGAUACUUCAACUUCAAUGAGGACUUGUUCUCGAUUUUGAUAAGAUGUUUGGGCCGAAAACCUCGAGACAUUGAUGCAACCAACCAGUUCACACACUGUAUCCGCACUAUCGAGGCUUUGUUGAAGGAUGACGGUGAACAAGGGGAAAUUUCGCUUAAAAUUACCAGAAUUUUAAGCUCAAAGAUCAAGAAGGUGAGUUACAGAGUUGACGAGUCAGUGUUCAACGUAUUUUUAUGUUUGUCAAUCUUAAACAACGCCGAUCCAUUCACCAAUAAUUCGAAUCAACGAACAACAGAAGGUCUACAAAAAAAAAAACGGGUUCAUCUUUCGAAGAAAGAAAGAAAAGCCAGAAAGGAAGCUAAAGCAAUAGAUGAAGAGAUGUUAAGGGCGGAGCAAGCAGUCUCGGCCAAAGACCGAGUUCAGUUUCAGGCACAAAUUCUUCAGUGUCUUUUCAAGUUAUAUCUUGAGACACUUCGAGAAAGCUUGCUGAAAUCCUCUGAUGCUCAUCACCUUGUCGCCGCCGUUUUAGAGGGCUUGUCGAGGUUCGGGCCCUUGGCGAAUAUCGAUCUCGUUGGUGAUUUCCUUGAAGUUCUCAAGGAACUCAUGGAUAGAAUAAUAUGGGACCAGGAAGUUGGCAGUAUCCACAAGUUUCCAGCAAAAGGAAUUUACAGUGCAGAGGAUAUCAGACAGAUUCUCUUGUGUGUUGCAACAUCAUUUGCUCUCAUUUCAAAUCACGCGGAACAUGGAAAGCUCCCUUUCCCGGUUGAUUUAUCCAGGUUUGUCGAGGGUCUUUAUGCCGUGAUCACAGAUAUCGGCCUCGAUGCCGACUUAGAGCUUUCCACCAAAUCGCUUAGACUUGAGGACCCUCUUGGAGAAGAAUUGGGAGAGGAGAAGCCUGCAAACUUUUGGUGA